GUCUACAUGCAGCAGCAUAUGAUCUUGGCAUAGAAUGGGCUGUUAUCAAAGGAGUGGCAGAUUUUGCUGAUGGAAGUAAAUCAGUAGUGACACAAGAAUGGAAGCAAUUUGCCAGUGUAAUGGCAGCAUCUGUUGUCCACAACCUGUUUAUAAAAGAUCAUAUAAUAGAAGAAUGGCCUCACUACAAAAACAUCGAUCCAGGAAUGGCAAGAGGUACAGUAUGUGAAAGUGGGGGAGAGUGAGAAGCAUACAUGCUCCAAUUUUUCAACAUAAUUUUUCCCCCUUGUGUAGUAACAUUGGAGUACGUGAGGGAUGUCCCUUAUUAAAAAGAAGGGACAGUAUUGAACUGUCUUAGAACAGUUAGUAGAACAGUUUAGCAGCGACUGAGCUGUCCAUUUUAAAAAUCCUAUUAAACACACACAUGCAUACAGAGGUAAAUGGUAUAGAGUCAAGUAUAGGAGUAGACAUAUGGUGUUAACGUUAACUUAGCCACAAUCUUCACAGGUGAAUUUUCAGGUUCAAACAUUGUCAAGUAAAUAGAAUUAGGUUGCUUACUUCAUGAGAAUAUUUCUUCAGUUGCUUUUUGAAACGAGCAUUAAUUAUAAAGAAUAUUUAUUUAUUCUCAUUUAUAAAGAUAAAAUUGUUGCAAAGAAACCAAAACUGGAAGAGAGCUCAAAUGAAGAUGAAUAUGAAGGCCAAAAAGAAUCACAGCCAGCUUCAAGAAUGUGUGUUAGUUGUCGUGCUAGAAACGAAAAUCAGCUUCCAGAUGACCGCAACGAGUGGCCAAUCAUAAAGUCGAAAUCAGUUAUUUCCAAAAGAUUUGCAAGCUACUUGACCUUGACAAUGUCAGUAAAGAGCCAAUUCUGAGCGCUCUAGAAUGCUUCGACGUACUCGAAGCUACCAUUAUGAAAAACACAUUUGAGGCAAAAGGAGGAAUAGGGCUUGCCAAAGAUGCACUCCUGAAAUGGGGUGUUGCUGAUGGCGAAAAUAAUGUGGGGGCCCUUAAGAAGAUUGUCGAAAAUAAAAUGAAAAGAACUGAUGUCCUUGAUGAAAUUAAGAAAUGGGAAAAGUUAUCUGUUUGUCAUGGAUGUGGCAUCAAACUCAAGAUCAAACAGUCUGAUAAUACAAACAGUCAAACAGCCUGA
Messenger RNA from Paramuricea clavata, 1145 nucleotides. Lineage: Eukaryota; Metazoa; Cnidaria; Anthozoa; Malacalcyonacea; Plexauridae. The record is from the annotation of a GenBank genome assembly.